This is a messenger RNA of Pipistrellus nathusii (Nathusius's pipistrelle), 1161 nucleotides long. NCBI's taxonomy places the organism in Eukaryota, Metazoa, Chordata, Mammalia, Chiroptera, Vespertilionidae. The record is from the annotation of a GenBank genome assembly.
AUGAAGUGGCUGCUGCUGCUCGCGCUGGUGGCGCUCUCCGAGUGCCUCAUCUACAAGGUUCCCCUCGUCAGAAAGAAGUCUCUGCGGACUAACCUGAGGGAGAAUGGCCUCCUGAAUGACUACCUGAAGAACCACCAGCUGAACCCCGCCAGCAAGUACUUCCCCAAGGCGGCCGACAUGAUGGCCACCCAGCCCCUGGAGAACUACAUGGACGUGGAGUACUUCGGCACCAUUGGCAUCGGAACACCCCCUCAGGAGUUCACCGUCAUCUUUGACACCGGCUCCUCCAACCUGUGGGUGCCCUCCGUCUACUGCUCCAGCCCUGCCUGCUCCAACCACAACCGCUUCAACCCUCAGAAGUCCUCCACCUACCAGGGCACCAGCCAGACGCUGUCCGUGGCCUAUGGCACCGGCAGCAUGACUGGCAUCCUCGGGUACGACACGGUCCAGGUUGCAGGCAUCGCCGACACCAACCAGAUCUUCGGCCUGAGCAAGACGGAGCCCGGCUCCUUCCUGUACUAUGCGCCCUUCGAUGGCAUCCUGGGCCUGGCCUACCCCAGCAUCGCCUCCUCAGGGGCCACACCUGUCUUUGACAACAUGUGGAACCAGGGGCUGAUUUCCCAAGACCUCUUCUCCGUCUACCUGAGCCCCAAUGGCCAGAGUGGCAGCGUGGUGAUGUUCGGGGGCAUCGAUUCUUCCUACUACACCGGAACCCUCAACUGGGUGCCUCUGUCCUCCGAGACGUACUGGCAGAUCACCGUGGACAGCAUCACCAUGAAUGGAGAGGCCAUCGCCUGCAGUGAGGGCUGCCAGGCCAUUGUCGACACAGGCACCUCUCUGCUGUCUGGCCCAACCAAAGCCAUAGCCAACAUCCAGAGCUCCAUCGGCGCCCACCAGAAUUCCUACGGCGAGAUGGUGGUCAGCUGCGCAGCCAUCAACACCCUGCCCAACAUUGUCUUCACCAUCAACGGAGUCCAGUACCCCCUGCCGCCAAGCGCCUACGUCCUGCAGAGCCAGCAGGGCUGCACCAGCGGCUUCCAGGGCAUGGACAUCCCCACGGACAGCGGGGAGCUCUGGAUCCUGGGCGACGUGUUCAUCCGCCAGUACUUCGCCGUCUUCGACCGGGGCAACAACCGCGUCGGCCUGGCUCCCGUGGCCUGA